AUGAUAGUGAUAAAUAGUCAACUAAAUAAGCAUAUAGAAAUUUACAAAGACUGGCUAGGUUAUGAUGUCAAUUUGCUUAAAAAGAUAUUAAAGUUAAGAGAGUCACCUUGUCAACCUUCACUUUGGUUUUUAUCACCUAAUUAUACUCAAUUGGCUACUAAAACUUUCUCGAUUCCUAUUGCUAUUUUUGAAGAGAAAAAUAAACAGAGCAU
Dentiscutata heterogama is the source of this 212-nucleotide messenger RNA. The record is from the annotation of a GenBank genome assembly. NCBI's taxonomy places the organism in Eukaryota, Fungi, Glomeromycota, Glomeromycetes, Diversisporales, Gigasporaceae.